Molecule: messenger RNA, 6934 nt
Organism: Doryrhamphus excisus (bluestripe pipefish)
Lineage: Eukaryota; Metazoa; Chordata; Actinopteri; Syngnathiformes; Syngnathidae
Product: excitatory amino acid transporter 5
Biological process (GO): L-glutamate transmembrane transport
Cellular component (GO): plasma membrane
Molecular function (GO): neutral L-amino acid transmembrane transporter activity; glutamate:sodium symporter activity; L-glutamate transmembrane transporter activity
Source: RefSeq, a predicted model, not a curated record
AGGACAAGCGGGAUGCUGAGGCGGGAAGCGCUCUAGAAUCUAGAUCUGGUCGGGAAGUUGCUUCUUCUUCUUCGGUUCCUCUUUGUGAUUGUUGUCUUCUUUUGGGGCCUCGCAGCGCAACCUGAGCUUUAUGGCCUGCUGAGAGGGGGCAGGCCAGGCAGGUGAGUGACCAUGGCGGUGGCGUUGGAAGCUGUGUGGCUGAGGGUGAAGAACGUUUGCAAACAAAAUGGCCUCCUCAUCAUGUCGGUGCUGGCAGUGGUCAUCGGAUGCCUCUUGGGGUUCUUCCUGAGGACGCGGCGCCUCACGGAGCAGGAAGUGAAAUAUUUUCAGUUUCCUGGUGAGCUGCUGAUGAGGAUGCUGAAGAUGUUGAUUCUGCCUCUGGUUGUGUCCAGUUUGAUGUCAGGCCUUGCGGCGCUGGACGCCAAGUGCUCCAGUCGGCUGGGCCUCAUCACGGUGUCGUAUUACCUGUGGACCACCUUUGUGGCCGUCAUUGUGGGCAUCAUCAUGGUGUCCAUCAUCCACCCGGGUGGUGCCGCCCAGAAGGAGGACUCUGAGGACAGCGGGAAGCCCAUCAUGAGUUCUGCUGAUGCUCUGCUGGACCUGAUCCGAAACAUGUUCCCGGCCAAUCUGGUCCAGGCCACCUUCCAACAGGUAUCUCGCUCUCCAUCGUGUUUGCCACCUUGCCCGCCACCACAUUCAGAACGCCGACGCAAGUUUGUCGUACUCUGUUUGCGUCAGUAUCGAACCAGCAGUCAGUACACCGUGCAGGCCAAGCCCACGUUGGGUCAGGCACAGUCAGAAUCCACCACACGGCGAGCGCUCAUCUACGGCAUCCAGGAUGACAAUGGAAGCGACAUCCAGAACUUCUCCCUUGACCUGACUCCUCCCCCUGAUGUGCUCAUUAGCACCAAGGAAGGAACCAGCGACGGGAUGAAUGUCCUCGGAAUCGUCAUCUUCUCUGCCACCAUGGGUAUCAUGUUGGGGAGAAUGGGUCCAAAUGGGAGUGCCUUGGUCAACUUCUGUCAGAGCCUAAACGAGGCGGUGCUUCGAAUAGUUGCCAUUGUUAUUUGGUACUUCCCGUUCGGGAUUGUGUUCCUGGUGGCCGGUAAGAUCCUAGAAAUGAGUGACCCGUCAGCCAUGGGGAAGAAGUUGGGCUUCUAUGCGGUCACGGUGGUCUUUGGCCUGGUGCUCCAUGGCCUGUUCAUCCUACCUGCCAUGUACUUCUUCAUUACCAAGAAGAGCCCCAUCGUUUACAUCCGUGGCAUCCUGCAGGCACUGCUCAUCGCCCUGGCAACCUCCUCCAGCUCUGCCACGUUGCCUAUCACCUUCAAGUGCCUCCUGGAGAACAACCACAUUGACCGCCGCAUCAUCCGCUUUGUGCUGCCAGUGGGCGCCACCAUUAACAUGGACGGGACGGCACUCUACGAGGCCGUUGCAGCCAUCUUUAUUGCUCAAGUCAACAACUAUGAACUGGACUUUGGCCAGAUUAUCACCAUCAGCAUCACAGCCACAGCUGCCAGCAUCGGUGCUGCAGGAAUCCCCCAAGCUGGACUGGUCACCAUGGUGAUUGUGCUCACCUCCGUCGGCCUGCCAACCGAUGACAUCUCUCUGAUCAUUGCCGUGGACUGGGCGCUAGACAGAUUCCGCACCAUGGUGAACGUCAUGGGUGACGCUCUGGCCACAGGAAUCAUGGCCCACAUAUGUAGGAAAGACUUCAUGAAGGAGGGAGACGGAGUGCCGCUCAUCUGUGAGAGUAAGCCAGCCGCCAACACGGCUCUGCUCAUGAACUGUCACAACAACAAUGGCAACUACCGGCUUCCUUCCUCGGGAGCCAAGCAUGCCCUGGUGCCCCCCGAGGUGGCUCGUCUCAUGCAGCUAGAAGAGGGCGUGCGGCCGCCGCCGGACAGGAAGAAGCCCCGUGUGCCCCCGAGGCACCUCAAGAAGAACAAAGACCACUGUUCUGUUGACAUGAAUGGCCUGGAGACCAAUGUGUAGUCUCCACCGGGACUUGAACUUUAUGUCUAUCCACGGGCUCACAGCACUGCUCGGGCCCACGCCGCUCGAAUGUGCACAGGAUGAGUGACGUCACGCACCAGCUCGUCCUCCAUUGUUGUCUUUUGUCUGAGCUGUGAAGGCAUCACAGUGAGACUGAUCCUUAAGAACAUUUGAUGUUCUCCAGGUGGACCUGCAACAGACUGGUGGUGCUAGCAUGCAGCUUGUGGAUCCAAUGUAACUUGUUGGAUUCUGCCUUAAGACAGUGGGGGGUGCGAGACGCUGACAGCACAAAGUCCAUCCAUUCAUCUCUUCAUUCAUCAAUCCAUCUAUACAUCCAUGGCCUGGGAAUACCUCAGUGUCCCCCCAGGGGAAUUAGAGGGCUUCUGAGACAUUAUAAUUAUUAUUAUCAUUUGAAAUAUGUUGGAUUUUUAAAAAAGAAGAUCACAGGUCAGAUCAUGACCAUUAAAGCGAUGGUGUCAUGGCACCACCAAUUGAUCAUGGCACCUCCAUCAGCUGGCUGCGUGGUGCCAUGACUAUACCGCUUGCGGCCACUAGAGGGUAUAUUUCACAAUUGAUGAUAUGAUAUGCUGUAAUCAAAUCCAUCGUCAUUUCCGUCUUAUGACAUCAUUGCUCAGCGUCCAGUUUGUAAGGGAAUUUUAUAUAUAAUUAAUAUGAAUACAUACUAACUGUAUAUUUGGUAUGAUAGAUUGUGACAUCAUACAAUUUAGUUUUGCACUGAGGUUGUUCAAGUAAAAGAGUUCAACUACGUUUGAUGUUAGCGUUCAUUAUUAUUGCAUUAAAAAUCAAUAACCAAUUAAAGUGCACGUCAUGACAACAUAUGAUGUGUCAUGCAUGAUGUUUAUUCAAAUAGAAUUGAAAUUAAGGUCAGGUAAUAACCAUUGUAAAUGAAUGAAUGAGUGUGGAUGCACUACAAUGAAAAAUGUUAUUGUAUAUUUUAUAGACGUUAAUGUUGUGUCACUACGUGUUGUUGUGCCUCUGACAGACAAAAGAAGUGACAGUUGUUGUGUUGUUGUCAUGUAUUUAUAUGCUGUUAGACGGACGCAAAGCAAACUUUUGCUCACAUGUUUGAUUCUCAUGAAGCUCAGCUAGAAGGACAAGCUAGUCCCAAAAGCCCAGACGAGGACACAAACUUCAUCUGGUAUCCUGCACCAGAAAACUGUCCUGGACCAUCCUCAGGUAUGCUGCCACUCUAAACACAAACUCAAAGUCCCUCCCUUUAUGAUGUCUCCUCCUCUUCCUCUGUCUCCUCCUCUCCGUCCAUAUCCAUUCUCCUGAAUGGGACGUCGGCAGUCCCCCCGCCGAUGUCGAGCACCUGCAGGUUGGACAGAUGAGCGAAGGAGCUCUCGUCCACGGCGUCCACCGACAGCCGGUUGAACCUUGGACACAACCACAAGGUCAGGUGAUAGUCCCAGAGACCUGCUUUUAAGGCGUUUGCUGUGGAAGAACUCAAAACAUUGUUGUCUCACCGCAGGAAUAUGCCUUUGAUAUUGGGUGUUCCUUCAAAGGCAGAGGCGGGGAUGCUGGAGAUACGGUUCUUCUGCAGGUAGAGGUACUCCAGAGACUCAGGCAAGUCAGAGGGAAUGUGUGAUAGCUGGUUAGCAGACAGGUCCAAUGUCUACAAUCAUAAUAUAACAUUAUUCAGUCAUGGAACUGUCAAGUCCAACACCAAACCAAGGAACAUUCACAAGACAUGUUCUUGCUGUUGAGAUGUUGUAAACUAAACCGAGUUCAUGCACUUAACAAUGACUUGGACCAUCAUGCCAACCCCCAGCCACUCACAGUGAGCGCACUCAGCUCCAUCCAAGCCCCCUGGUAGAUGGAGUUGAGUCUCAGCUCGUUCUCACUUAGGAUGAGCUUCUGCAGCUUGUCCAUUCCCGUCAGAGCACCGUCCUCUAUGGAGCUCAGACGGUUGUUUUUGACCUCCAGCACCUUCAGGCUGCGAGGAAGGCCCGCCGGCAGUGAGUGGAGCGCGUUCCCUGACAGGUCGAGGGUCUCCAGCAGACGCAGCUUCCUGAAGGCAUCUCGGUGGAGCUUGCUGUUACUCAGCUGGUUGUAGCUGAGGUUGAGUUCUGUCAGCGUGUAAAGCAGCGCCAGGUCGUUGCGGCCGAUUUCCGCUAUGGAGUUGUGGAGCAGCAUGAGGGUCUUCGCCCGCCGGGGCAAGCCCCUGGGGACCCGCUCCAGCAGGUUGUUGUACAUGUGAAGAGUGUGAAGCUUCUUUAGGCCCUUGGUAGCAUGCAAAUGAAACAGUCAUUGACAAGCAUCUCAGGUGGACAAAGGAGGUGAAAGGUACCUGGAAGGCAGCCGGGUGGAUGAAACGUGAACGCAGUUUGUUAUUGUGCAGAAGAAGAUACUCCAGAUUCCGAACAGAAAUGAGAGCAUCCGCAGGGAUGCUGCGGAUGGAGUUCUUCUCCAGGUGCAGCAGCACCAGGUUGCGAGGCAGACCUUUGGGCACCACGCUUAGGUUGUUGUUGGACAAGUCCAAACACUCCAGGCUGUUCAAGAGGCUGAAAGACACAAAUCCUUAGACCACUUCUUGCUGCUCUUCUUUCACGGCAGGUUCUUGCCUUGUUUCUCCACCUGAAGGUCUCGUUGUCCAUGCCGUCGUUGCUGAGGAGGUUGUUCUGAAGAUAUAGCUCGCGGAGGUUCGGCAUGCUGUCGAAGGCUCCAGCGGGGAUCUUCUCCAGCUUGUUGCUCUGUUAAAACAUGGACAGAUGUGAAAGCCACACUGUCUCCUCCUCCAGUGAACACACAAACUUGCUUGUGAAGGAAGCACCUUCAAAUGAAGACGGUACAGGGUGGGGGGCAGGUUCUUGGGGACGGUCCGCAGGAAAUUGCUGGACAUGGUGAGGAUUUCCAGAUUGUCAGAACCAUUGAACAUGUGAUCAGGAAGCCCGGCAUCCGCUAGCUUGUUGUUGUGGAGAUACACAGACCUGGAAAAAUGCAUUAAUGUUCCAGGAGAAGACAUUGUGGAAUAUUUGUCAUCAUACCUCAGCUUUGGUUUGUAGCCAAACGUGUAUGGGAAGAUCUUGGUCAGUUGAUUGGCAGCGAAGUCGGCGCUGACCAAAGAAGGCGGUAAGACUUUUGGCGCUGAGGUUAGCUGAAAGAGCAAGGAGACGUCUUACAUGAAUGGAAACAUCUAGCAUCAAGUCAGAAAUCAGACAGGGAUCACUGGGGACCACCUUGUUGUUGGCCAGGUACAAGUAAGCCAGUUCUUCCAACAUCUCAAAGCCUUCAUCUUCCAGGCCUGCAAAUCCCAGCAGACAAAGUACUUCCUACUGCAGCCAUCCCAUAAUAUGACACAACAUAAUACCAUCAGUGGUGAGCCAGUUGUUCUGCAGGUUGAGCGUCUCAAGCUGGUGGAGGUGGGAAAGGUGCUCCACUCUUAUCUCCUCGAUUUUGUUGUUCUGGGGACACAAAACACAGACCACAGGCUAUGACGAGUGGCUCCGCCCACAUGUCCACGUGUUCUCACGCGUCAAACCUGUAGUGCCAGUUGGUGGGUCGUGUCCGGCAGCUCGCCAGGGAACUCGGUGAGGUCCACUCCGGCGCAGUCCACCGCCCCCUCGGCCGUGCAGCUGCAAUCCGCCGGGCAUUUGGGAUCCGAUUUCGCCACAGCGAUAUCAGGCUGCGUCACUGGCUCCUCUGCCUCUUGUUCCACUGGGACCUGGCCCAGAACCAACAGCCCGGCCAGGACCAGUACACUGAGAGCCUGCGGGAUGGAAUGCUUGGGAAAGGCCAUGCUCGAUGCUGAGAGCUCCUGUUGCAAAACAACAUGUAUGCUUUGGAUCAAAACAAACGUUCCUGGAAACAGAACCUUGUCCGAGACACUUUUAACCAUAAAGUUCUGAUGUGAAUCAUCUCCUGGCUAUGCUGCGCAGACAAGACUGUUGGGGGAUUCCCAGCAUGCACCCAGACAAACAAACUGAUCUUUCACUAGGACUGUGUUUCAAUUCACGCACUUCUGUCAGUACACUUAAAUAUGCAUACUAUGUAGACUGUGUACUUAGUACCUGAGGGUGUGGAUUUUGACAGUGUAGUGCGGUCCCAAAAUGACUACUAUCGUUGUGCACUUACUUGGAAUGACAAUCACAAUAUUUAUUUAAUGGUGAAUUGCAACCAUUAAGUUACUCCAACCCCGUUCCGCUACGUAGCCAAAAUAUUUACGAUGUACUGGACUUUACUGUUUUUCUUCAUUUCCACAUUUAGACUUAUCAUUGUCAGUGCAUAACUGCAUUCCAGUAAAAUGCAGUGCACUGUCGGUACCCACGUGUGCACUCAAAAGUGGUGAGUGUGCAGCUCCUAACCAUCCUCAGUCAUUGCCAGUCCUUGCUACAUCGAGGAGUUCACAAUUAAAAAGGAGAGAAGAAGAGGUAACGGAUAAAUAUUGCUAUUGUCAUUUCUGGUAAGUGUGCGUGAAGGUGAGUAUUGGAUUUGGGACUGCACUACACUGUCAGACAGAAAUGCUCAGUCUUCAUAGUAUACAUAUGAAUGUGAACACACUUAUGCACUCAAAAUGACAACUCCGGGAGGGCAGGAAUGGAAGCACAGCAUGUUAUAGAAUUAUAGCAAAUAGCAGCUAGUACGCGCUAUGAUCUUCUUGUGAUGCCGUGACAUGAUCUGACCUUUGACUUUAGGAGGUGCUGUGACUUCCUACCGCAAAUACAAACAACAUUUUUCCUCUAUAGACAAGGCAUCAAUCAGUUCCUUGACAUACAACAUGCACCAUCACACCCACUAAGAUGUAAUUGUACGACAUGUGUUGUCAUAGCAACAUGCAACAAAAAACAAGAGGACUCACAACAAGCAUGCAGCAGUCUUCUUCUACUUCAGCCUUCAGCUUCAGUCCACAUGCACGCCGUCCAUAGCAGGCGAGAAGUGUGCUCGACGCGCUCCAGAUGUGCGACAACAGGGAGGGAUG